Triticum aestivum (bread wheat) is the source of this 583-nucleotide messenger RNA. RefSeq names its product PAMP-induced secreted peptide 1. Lineage: Eukaryota; Viridiplantae; Streptophyta; Magnoliopsida; Poales; Poaceae. Bases 94 to 339 code for a protein of 81 amino acids. The record is from RefSeq and is a predicted model, not a curated record. The transcript has a single exon. Gene Ontology annotation, biological process: defense response.
ACUCUUCCUGAAACAGACUCGCAAGUACAGUAGUUUCUUCAGAGGUCAGGGCAGCCUACACCAGCGGCAUCUUCGAUUCUCAGCAGUUAUACGAUGGCAUCGUCGUCGAGGCGGCGCGCGGCGACUCUGGCGGCAGCGCUCGUGGUCGUCCUUCUGGUCGCCCGAGCGGGCCUUGUCGGCGCGGCGCGGCCGGCGCCGGCGGGGAGGAGUGGGGACGGCGCGAUGUACUCGGCGGUGUACCCGGCAGCGGUGCUGGUGGCGGACACGGCGAGGGAGACGGUGGAGAUGCUCAUGGCGAGGCUGCCGGCUGGGCCCAGCCCCAAGGGUCCCGGCCACUAGCUACGCACGGACGGCAAGGGCGUCGCUGUCGGCUGAUCGAUCGGUCUGAUCCGCCUGUGAAUAGUUCGGGUUAUGGACACAUGAAGGUUACGUAUAUACUAAUUGCACAUAUAUAGGAUGAUUAUUCUUUGAUACCUUUCUUCUCGUUUUACCUUUUCUUUUUGGAAAUUGUUGAUGCGGAGAUUCAAGAUUGUACUAUAUGGAGUAUGAACUAGAGCGGCAAACUCGGUCUUGUUUGAACUCA